GUUCUCUCUCGUUCGUCUACACAGAUUGUGGCAGAGGGCAACGAGCUGUCUCCGUACAGUUUGCCAUUUUUUGCGUUCAAAAAAAUAAAAAAUACAAAAAAAAUACAAAAUUGUAAAAAAUAAAUAUAAAAAUAUUAUUCUUAGCUUCUUCGUCUGUGAAAGUCUGUUGUAUCUUGCCGUUAAUUUCUCGUUCUUCCAUCGUCUUCUUUCAUCGGUUCUCGCCAUAUUGUCCAUCGAGCGUCAACGGUUGGCCGUGGUGCACAUUGACAUUGUCUCACCUCUCGAGAGUCUCGUUCAUUGAUUCAAUUUCAAAAACGAAUUUAAUAUCAUCUGUGACUCUAAAAAUCAUCCAAGAUGCAAGCCCCAGGACAAAAUUAUCCUAUGAAUUCUCUUUACGUCGGUGAUCUUAACCCAGACGUCACAGAAGCUCUGCUCUUUGAGAAGUUUUCAUCAACCGGACCGAUUUUGUCUAUUCGAGUCUGUCGUGACAUGAUCACACGUCGUUCGUUGGGCUACGCCUACGUGAAUUUCCAACAACCAGCAGAUGCUGAGCGUGCCUUAGACACAAUGAACUUUGACCCACUGAAAGGUCGUCCAAUACGCAUCAUGUGGUCACAACGUGAUCCCUCACUCAGGAAAUCCGGAGUUGGUAAUGUCUUCAUUAAAAACCUUGACAAAUCUAUUGACAACAAGGCCAUGUAUGAUACUUUCUCUGCCUUCGGACACAUCUUAUCUUGUAAGGUUGUCACAGACGAAAAUGGUGUCAACAAAGGUUAUGGAUUUGUUCACUUUGAAACCCAAGAAGCAGCCAAUAAAGCCAUUGAAAAGGUUAAUGGCAUGUUGCUGAAUGGAAAGAAAGUGUACGUAGGUUAUUUCAUCCCUCGAAAAGAACGUUUGAUGCAGAUGGGUGACCAUCAGAAGAAAUUUACCAAUGUUUUCAUCAAGAACUUGGCCGAGGACAUUGAUGAUACUAAACUUGCUGACUUUGGUAGCCAGUAUGGACCUAUCCUUUCUGCCAAGAUAAUGUAUGACGAUUCAAAGAGCAAAGGCUUUGGAUUCAUCAGCUUUGAGAAUCAUGAGGCUGCAAAUGAUUUUGUCAACAGUAUCAAUGGCUCAGAGGUGAAUGGCAGGACCUUGUAUGCUGGUCGUGCUCAGAAGAAGGCAGAAAGGGCUGCAGAACUCAAAGCCAGAUUUGAGGCAUUGAAACAGGAAAGGAGCACACGUUAUCAGGGCGUAAACUUGUACAUCAAGAACUUGGAUGAUGAGAUUGACGAUGAGAGACUUCGCAAGGAGUUCAGCAGAUAUGGCACAAUCACUAGUGCCAAGGUCAUGAGUGAUGACAAGGCGAACUCCAAGGGAUUUGGAUUUGUCUGUUUCUCGUCUCCCGAGGAGGCUACAAAGGCUGUCACAGAGAUGAACGGCCGUAUCCUUGUAGCCAAACCUCUGUAUGUAGCCCUUGCUCAACGGAAAGAGGAACGUCGGGCACAGCUGGCAUCCCAGUAUAUGCAGCGCGUCGCUCCACAAGUCCGUGUUGGGCAAGCGAGCCAGCCGGUGAACCCAGUUUAUCCAAUGGCUGCCUACCACUAUGCAGCUAUGCCCCAAACUCAGAGGAACAUCUUCCCUGCAGGCCAGUUAGCUCAAGUCAGACAUCCAAGAUGGGGGCAACAGCCUCAGCAGGCUAGGACAGCUACUCAACCCAACUACCAGACCAUGCAAGGAGCUGCAGGACGUCAGUUUGGUGCCCCCAGGACUGGUGCAGCCACUGGACAAGUCCGUCCACCCUUGCCAGCAACACGUGUGCCAGUCCAGGCUGCACCAGCUGGUCAGCGUGUCGCAGGUAUGGGAGCCCCUGCUCAGCAGCAGAUGCGUCUUGGUGCCGGAGCCCAACUUGCAGCCAAGCAGUAUCAGAAGUUUGCUGUUCCAAGGCAGGGCUUGCAAGGACAAAUGCCAGCGCAGGAAUCACAACCAGUGCAGGCUCUCCUUGUGCCGGGUCAGGAGCCCCUGACUGCCCAGAUGUUGGCUGCCGCCCCUGCCCAAGAGCAGAAGCAGAUGUUGGGUGAGCGUCUCUUUGCCCUCAUCGCAGAGACCCACAAGGAACUUGCUGGAAAGAUCACUGGCAUGUUGUUGGAGAUUGACAACUCUGAGCUGCUUCACAUGUUGGAAAUCCGGGAAGCCCUGAACAAGAAGGUUGAGGAGGCUGUUCAGGUACUGAUGAACCACCAGAAGGAAGGAACCAAGGCUGCUGUACAGAACACAGUCCCUGCCCAGUAGAACAUCACCCCCUAUCUGCAGAAUAUCCCACUCCCCAAAACCUCUAAAUGGUCAUUAUUUUGCCCCUAUUUGAAUUACCAACCCUAGCUUGUACAAAAUAUUCAGCGAAAAAAAUGCUGUUAAUUUGUACUCUUACGCUCCGUUAGCAUGAUUGGUGUUUACCUCGUGGUUAACACAAUUAUUGAUGUAGAUCCAGACGAAAUACUGCGAAGGAUUAAUCGCUUGUUGCAAAGACUAUCCAUCUUUGAAAUAGUCUAGAAUUAAAAUUCACCAAAUCCUGUGACCCUUCAACUUCACAAUUACCAGAUGGCAUUACACUUGUAGGACUUUUCUCUCCAAUAUUUGGAGGUUACCGAUGCAAUGAUCAUCAUUCUUGUAAUAAAAAAUAGAGAAAAAAUGCAAAAAAAAGUAUGUGCUUUUCAAAGUACAAAAAUACAUAAAAAUGGAAAACGGGUCUACGUAAUAUUCACUUUUAAACAAAAAAAAAAAUUAAAAAGCUAAUAGUACUUGUCAAAUUUUAAAUGAAACUUAUGAACGCAAAAAAUCACUCCAAAAAAUGAGAAAAUAAAAAAAAAAUGCAAAACUUGAAAAUACAAAUGUGGAAGGGGAGUUUAGGAAGGUAACCUUGUAACAUAAGAUUGUUUUCCUGGUUCACAUUCAAGUGUGAACAUGAAAACAAAUAAAAAUGAAAAAAAAAAAAAAAAGAGCAAAAGAAAAAAAAUAUAUAGUCAACUUUAAAUCUGGUUGAUGUGCAUUAAUCAUAUUUUAGGAAUGUAUUGCAUUUCUUUCUUUUUAUUUAUACUUUAUUUGAUUUAUUCAUGGUAAAAAAAAAGCAUUUAUUUACCUAGUCACACUGUUAUGCUUCACCGUCAUGCAAUUUGUGUCGCGGGAAUUUCACUGAAAAAAAAAAUGUUUGAUUUAAAAUACAUUCAGGUUUGAUGUAGUGUGUUUGAGAAUUUAGGCUAAUAAGAUUUCAAAUCAAUUUUCUUCCUUCAUUGUCAGUUAUAUGUUCUCACAUUAUAGUUUGGAUGAAGUGCCUUUCUCUAUGAUGUAGUGUUUUUUUUCAUUCAUGUAAAUAAGUUACUUUCUAGAUCCCACUCUUUUCUGCUCUUGCUUUUCUUUAUUGCUUGUGGUUAUUUCUGUGUUAUUGUUAUUUUUGCAUGCUGUAGAAAAGUUGCCCAAAGUUAAUAGAGUAAAUACUUUUAACUAUAAUGUGUGGCUCAAUAGUUCAAAAUAUUGCAAUUAAAUAUCCUCUUUGGCAUUCAAAAGGUAAUUUUAACAGAUAUCACCAGAAAAAAAAGUUGACUGAAACAUAAAAAUCUACAAAAUGCUGGAAAAAAAUAUGUAAAUGGACACUAAAGCUGGGCAAAUUUUGGUAUUUACAAGAUAUCAACCACAGGAGAUUUAUCCAGUCAUGUGUUUCAUUAAAAACUACAAAAUAAACUUGGUUCUUACUCUA
This is a messenger RNA of Lytechinus variegatus (green sea urchin), 3730 nucleotides long. RefSeq names its product polyadenylate-binding protein 4-like. NCBI's taxonomy places the organism in Eukaryota, Metazoa, Echinodermata, Echinoidea, Temnopleuroida, Toxopneustidae. The coding region runs from base 355 to 2271 and encodes 638 amino acids. The record is from RefSeq and is a predicted model, not a curated record. Gene Ontology annotation, cellular component: ribonucleoprotein complex; nucleus; cytosol. The transcript is spliced from 12 exons. Gene Ontology annotation, molecular function: poly(A) binding; poly(U) RNA binding; mRNA 3'-UTR binding.